This is a messenger RNA of Amphiprion ocellaris (clown anemonefish), 3951 nucleotides long. It is a transcript of the gene fus, whose product is annotated as FUS RNA binding protein. NCBI's taxonomy places the organism in Eukaryota, Metazoa, Chordata, Actinopteri, Pomacentridae. Gene Ontology annotation, cellular component: nucleus. Gene Ontology annotation, molecular function: transcription coregulator activity; RNA binding. The coding region runs from base 180 to 1844 and encodes 554 amino acids. The record is from RefSeq and is a predicted model, not a curated record. The transcript is spliced from 15 exons. Gene Ontology annotation, biological process: regulation of DNA-templated transcription.
ACUACCGUUUCCACAGCGCCACUUGGCGGUCGGCGGAGGAACCGCAGCGGAGGACCGUGAAUCGGACGUCGUUGUCGCUGCAUCCAUCUUCGCCUGUUCCCUCCUCUCCGGUUCAGUCGUUUGCCACCACGUUAUUUGGUCGAUUUUCAAGGUUUGAUUCGCGUUUUUCCUCCUCUCUGAUGGCGUCUAACGAUUAUUCCCAACCGUCCAGCCAGGGCUAUGGCUCCUACGGUGGAGGUGGAGGUGGAGGUGGAGGUGGAGGAGCUAACCAGGGCUACGGUCAGUCCUCUGGGCAGAGCUACAGCCAGCAGGGUUACGGCGGCUACAACCAGAGCUCUGACAGCAGCCCCGGUUCCUACAACCAGGGAGGUUAUGGCAGCUACGGUCAACCACAGUCAGGAGGUUACGGAUCUCCACCCUCCAACCAGGGUGGUGGUGGAGGCUACAAUCACUCCAGUCAGUCCUACAGCUCUGGAGGAUACAACAGCAGCAACCAGCCGUCCAACAUGAGCUACAACCAGCAGUCGUCUUUCUCUGGUUACAGCCAGCAGCAGCCUCCAUCUUCAUCCUCUGCAGGUUAUGAAGGUAACUCUCCAGCCUCUGGCUACAGUCAGCCACCAAGCAGUGGGCAGAGCGGUGGAGGUUACGGCAGCAGUGGAGGUCAGCCUGGAGGUUAUGGAGGCAGCGGGAGCCACCAGCCACCAUCUCAGCAUGGAGGAGGUCACUACAACCAGCCGCCGUGCUACAACUCCCCUCCUUUAUCGAGCUACAGCCAGCAGAGCCCAUAUGGUCAGAGUGGAGGAUAUGGAGACGACAGCCCUCCGACGAGCGGAGGAGGAGGAGGUUAUGGAGGUCCUGACGGAGGUUACGGAGGUCAGGACGGUCGCGGUGGACGAGGACGUGGAGGUGCGUUUGGAGGUCGCGGUGGAGGCGGGUACGAUCGCGGUUUUGACCGAGGUGGCCGAGGAGGACCAAGAGGAAGAGGAGGGAUGGGAAUGGGCGAUCGAGGAGGAUUCAAUAAGUUUGGUGGACCAAGAGACCCGGGACAUGGACAUGGAGGCCCCGGCUUCAUGCCAGACCAGGAUAACUCUGAUAAUAACACCAUCUUUGUACAAGGCCUGGGAGACGACUACACUGUUGAAUCAGUCGCUGACUUCUUUAAGCAGAUUGGAAUCAUCAAGGUGAACAAGAAGACCGGCCUGCCCAUGAUCAACCUGUACACCGACAGAGAGACGGGAAAGCUGAAGGGGGAGGCCACGGUUUCCUUUGAUGAUCCUCCAUCAGCUAAAGCUGCCAUCGACUGGUUUGAUGGUAAAGACUUCAACGGAAACCCGAUCAAGGUGUCCUUCGCCACCCGCAGAGCCGAUUUUGGAGGUCGAGGUGGGAUGAGAGGAGGACGAGGACGAGGAGGGCCGAUGGGUCGUGGAGGAUUCGGAGGAAGUCGAGGUGGAGGUGGUGGUGGAGGUUUCCCAGGAGGCAAUGGGGGCAGUGGAGGAGGAGGAGGAGGAGGGGGGCAGCAGAGAGCUGGAGACUGGAAGUGUUCAAACCCCAACUGUGGCAACCUGAACUUCUCGUGGCGUAACGAGUGUAACCAGUGUAAGGCUCCUAAACCUGAGGACGCCGGUGGGAUGCCCCCCAUGGACAGAGGAGGUUACGGAGGAGAUCGCAGGGGAGGGUUUGAUCGCGGCGGCUUCAGGGGCCGGGGAGGCGACAGAGGAGGCGACAGAGGAGGCGACAGAGGAGGCUUCAGAGGAGGCCGAGGAGGCGACCGGGGAGGAUACGGACCUGGAAAGAUGGAUGCAAGGGGCGACCGUCGUCAGGAGCGUCGAGGUCGACCGUACUGAAGCUUCCUCCAGUGUGAGCUCAACAUCUCCUUUUAUAAAACUGAUUCAGUUCGUAGACAAACGUGACUCUUUCUGUUUGGGUGUUUGUGACUGUUUUCUGCUGGACGAGGCCUCGUUCAGAAAAACUAAUUCUCCAUUUAAAGACAAAAACAAAGUACACAUAAGAGAGAUUUUAGCCGGACCUGCAGCAAGAAACACGUCAAUAAAGUAAUGUGUGUAUUUUGUUGCAGGAAAAACAAGUUUGUGGUUCAAACAAAACCUCCUUUGUCACACUGGUGAGCUCUAUUGUGAGGUUUAGGAGUAUUUUGCUUCUAUAACAUGUCAAAAACACACAUUGAGGUGUUUAUUUUACUGCAUUUUGUCUGUUUGCAUCUGUAGGUUUUAUUUAUAUUAUAUAUCUUUCAAUGCUAUUUUCUCAUAUGCGACACUUCCUGUUUACAUUCUGAAGGUUUUUACACACAUGUCAUUCACAGCCUGAUUUACAGAACAUUCUACGACUAGAAAUAUGGAACAAUAGUUUUUUUUGUAUUGACAAAAUGUGUUUGAUAAAAACAACUUUCCCAAAUCACUUCUGUAUAAACCUAUGAUUCUACUAUGUCAACAAAAUGAAACAAAUGUAGAGUUGUGAAGCUGAUUUAUCUCAUGUUGGCAUUUCUGUUCUGGAAAUUAAUGCAAAAUUACCACAUGGUUAUUGAGAUAUUGAGAAAAUGCCUCAUUUUAUGUUGAAACAUAAAAACACUGUAAAAAAAAUUAUGUCUUCAAAUGGAAUUUUCUCAAAAUUAGGUUUGUGAUUUAACAAAUGUUUCGAUUUCUGCAUCAACUGAGAACAUUUUAAUGGUGACAUCUCUGAAUUGUAACGUAUGAAACAUCAUCUUACAUCAGUAAUCUGUUUGUCAAAGCGAAUCUGUGCGCUUCAGAAAGUAAAGUGUGAAUAUUACAAGUCAAAUUCUCUAAUUUCUAGCUGAUUCUUCUUCAGGCGAGAAGGAUUAAGAGGAUUAUGUUACCUUCAGCAGCUUUCGUUCUCAGUCAUUUUUUUUCCACUUAAACUACAGAACUGGUUCAUAUUUCCACAUUACUGCUGCACUUAAUGAACAGAUGACUGUGGCUAUCAGUUUAAGUGCUUUAAACAUUUUCAGUACAAGGUUUUGUCACAUGGAGACUGUAAAACCUGUCUGGUGGCUCUUUAUGCUGCCAGACUCCUUUGUUAGUGUUGGUUAGUCGUGUUACAGCAGAGUGGUGAAGGUGAUGGAGGUCAGAGCAGCUUUACUGUAAAUCACAGCCAGUUUAAUGAGAUUGUUUGGACAAGAAUGUACCAAAAAAAAGACACUGUCAUGUCAAAGUGAAACAGAUUUCAACUAAAUAUGAAACAUAAAAUAAGCAUUUGACUCAAAUAAUUCCCUACCUGUGCAGCCAGCUGGUGCUAGAAAUCAUUUUAUUCCAGAGGAGUCAUAACUGUCUUGGUGGCCUCAAACUCCUAACAAGUUAGUUAAAUUUGAGUACUUAGAUUGCAUAAUUUUUAAAGAAAAUAAAAGUCUAAAUUCUCUGAUUGCAGCUUCUGAAAUGUGAAUAUUUUCUGGUUUCAUUCCAUUAAGACAAACUGAGAAUCUUUGUGAAGAAAACAACACAUUCGUCAUGUUGGACCAACAUUUUUUAAAAGUUUUCCAAACCCGUAAUUAUUAAUCCAAAAAAUCAAAUUAAUCGACUUUACCAAUAAUAGUUAAUUGCAGCUUCUGUGGAUAAAAUUUGUCCUAAAAUGAAUCGGAACAGUUUGAUUUUCCUGAUGAUCAAACUUUCUAAAGAAACAAAUCUGAUCUGAAAUUGAAACCACUGAGGAUCAAGUCGCUGCUUUAUGUCUUUGUGUUUUUUCCAGUAGCAUUAAAGACUUUCUCAUCACUGACUUGUUUCUGAGGAACUCGUUGGACUCGAGCCACCAGAAAACAAUAAAAGCUGAUGCCAGCAGUAACCUGGACCCGUCUUGUAAAGGAGGCCUCGUCCAUGCAGCUGUAUUUAAAGUGUUUUUGUUGGACUGUCUAUUUAUUACUCCUGAGUUGUUUUUGUAUUGUGCUUGUACUGGUUUCCAAAUGAAAAUGUUGUAAAAUGAAAUCGA